Molecule: messenger RNA, 2859 nt
Organism: Saimiri boliviensis boliviensis (Bolivian squirrel monkey)
Lineage: Eukaryota; Metazoa; Chordata; Mammalia; Primates; Cebidae
Gene: BTLA
Product: B and T lymphocyte associated
Biological process (GO): immune response-regulating cell surface receptor signaling pathway
Cellular component (GO): plasma membrane
Molecular function (GO): signaling receptor activity
Source: RefSeq, a predicted model, not a curated record
CAGAGUUUUAUCUACAGUGGGACUCUCAGGACUCUAGCUGUGGAGAGAUAAAGAGAUGCCACUGGGGUAGGUAAACUGACCCAACUCUGCAGAACUCAGAGGACGAAGGCAAGACUUCUACUUGAGCAGUUUUUCCAUCCCUGCUAUGUGCAGGAAAUGAAGACAUUGCCUGCCAUGCUCGGAAUUGGGAAAUUAUUUUGGGUCUUCUUCCUAAUCCCAUAUCUGGAUAUCUGGAGAAUCCAUGGGAAAGAAUCAUGUGAUGUACAGCUUUACAUAAAGAGACAAUCUGUACACUCUGUCUUAGCAGGAAAACCCUUUAACCUACAAUGCCCUGUGAAAUACUGUGCUCACAGGCCUCAUGUGACUUGGUGCAAGCUCAAUGGAACAAAAUGUUUACCACUUGAAGAUGGACUUCAGCAACACACAAGUUGGAAAGAAGAGAAGAACAUUUCAUAUUUUAUUCUACAUUUUGAACAAGUGCUUCCUAGUGACAGUGGGUCAUACCGCUGUUCUGCACAUUUUUCAUUUCAUCGCGUUGAAAGCCACUCAACAACUGUUUUCGUGAGAGCAUUUACUGACAUUCCAGAUGUAAACAGUACCUCGGAACAACCCUCCAAGGAUGAAACGGGCAACAGACCAUGGCUCCUGUAUAGUUUACCUUCUUUGGGGGCAUUGCCUCUACUCGUCAUUAGCUGUUGCUUCCUGUUCUGCUACCUGAGAAGGCACCAAGGAAAGCAAAAUGAACUUUCUGACACAGCAGGAAAGGAAAUUAUCCUGGUUGAUGUUCCCUUUAAAAGUGAGAAAACAGAAGCAAGCAUCAGGCAGAAUUCCCAAGUACUGCUAUCGGAAAGUGGAAUUUAUGAUAAUGACCCUGACCUUUGUUUCAGGAUGCAGGAAGGGUCUGAAGUUUGUUCUAAUUCAUGCCUGGAAGAAAACAAACCAUGCAUUGUUUAUGCUUCCCUGAACCAUUCCAUCAUUGGAGUGAACUCAAGACACACAAGACCUGUGAAAGAAGCACCAACAGAAUAUGCGUCCAUAUGUGUGAGGAGUUAAGUCUAUUUCUUACUCCAACAGGGGGCAUUGAAUGAUCAGCGUGUCAACAUCAUUGUCUGGGACGAACAGGAUGUCAAAUAAUAUUUCUCAAUUUGAGAAUUUUUACUUUAAAAAUGUUCAUGUUAGUGCUUGGGUCUUAAGGGUCCAUAGGACAAAUGAUUAAAAUUUCUCCCAGAAACUUAUUUGGGAGCUUUUUAUAUUAUAACCUUGAACAAGAAAAUCUCUCCGAAACUGAUUGAUAUCAUGAGUAGCAGAAUAGUAGAACAUUUAAACUUAGCUCCAUUUCACCCAAUAUACAAACUCAAUCUUGCCUUUGAAGCUAUUGGAAAGACUUAUAGGGAAAAGAGGUUUGUGUUAUCUGGAUCGGUUUACUACACACUCUUGAAAACAAAAUGUCCCAAUUUGACUAACUAACCAUAAAUACAGUAAUGAUUUUACAUUUCAAGUCAAUCUUUCAUGAUAAGAAUUUUUUCCUCUGUCAAUCUAAGAAUGGUGUUUCUUAAAUGCAAAGGAGAAAUCAUUUUAGACUUGAUGUGAGAAAAUGAAAAGAAUAAAUGGUGCAAUAAAAAUACAGAAUAUACCAAUUAGAUGUAGAGUAGAUGUUCCCCAUUCCUGGCAAGCAAAUGCUUAUGUCUACCCUGUUAGAUUGACAGACAAAUAUAGGUAUCAAUGGAGCAAUCAAUGUAUAGUACAUUUAUGAAUAAAGUAGUGACUCACUGUUUGGGUCACAUAGACUGAUGGAUAAGAAUGUGACAUAAUGCUGCUGAAUUAAUAGACUUAUGGGCAUCCAAAUAGCUUAGACGUUAGUCAGAAUAGGUAUUAUUGGGCAAUUGAAGAUUGAUAGCUUAAACUGCUUCAUGCUUGACUUGAUAGCAAGUUAAAGUGCAAUUAAUGGAAUGGAGGAAAACCCAGAAUAUUUAAUAGGUCAGCAGGGGUCAAUACGCUUUCAUUCACCACAGCUGCAUCUUGCUGUUAUUCUUACUAAGGAAUCAGGGCAAAUUAUCUGUAGUGACAUAUUUUAGUUUGCUAAUCAUUUAUUUUAAAAUACUGAGGUUGCAGCCACUUAAGAGCACAGCAAAAGAUGGAUUCAGAUAUAUGGAAUUUCCAAAGUACUUGAGUUACAUUAUUUCAAAAAUAGCCUAUAACUUUAUUCAACAGUUUGAGGCGAUUAGAAUUCUCAGGUGCUGCUACUGAAUAAUGUAAUAGUCUUCCUACAAAGUGGAUAGCAAAGGUUAAAAUCCAUUUGAACAAAUAUGUAAGCUGAGCUGCACAAAUGAAUGUGAUCUCUGUGUGUGUGUGUGUGUGUGUGUGUGUGUGUGUGUGGUGUGUAUUUUAGGUUGGGUGGGUGACAACAGAAAUGGUGCAUGAUCAAAUUGAUAUUACAUUUUCAGUUUGCUUUUGAUGGUCAAAAUACUAGAUUAAAUAGGUCAAUAAAGAAAAGAAUGUGUGAAAUUAUGGAGUUGAGAGUAUAAGUGGGGUAAACAUAUAGAAAGACAAAACCAAGGUUUUGUGGUGGAGAGAGUUUCUUAUAUAACACUGGCAUUACGUUUUAGCUGCUUAGAUUUGGGAGUGCAGGAUUCUUUUGAGUCACUGUUAUUUAGCCAAUUACACCUAGAAUUUUAAGCAACCAAUUCUAGAUAGGCUCUUUUAGCCAGGCUGCAUUUGUGGACGACUUAUGUAAGAAAGACAUAUUAGAAUAGCUGCUUGUGGUAUUCUUAAAAAUAGAAACAGGAAAUAUGGGGAGGAUACAUUUAGCUGUCCUCUUAUCAGAUGAACACACAAAGCUGAACAGUUCCUUCAUGAUUC